Molecule: messenger RNA, 1453 nt
Organism: Acanthoscelides obtectus
Lineage: Eukaryota; Metazoa; Arthropoda; Insecta; Coleoptera; Chrysomelidae
Source: the annotation of a GenBank genome assembly
GCUCAGUUCCGGUCGUAAAACGAAACACUCCAGUCACACAGCGGGAUUCAGCCUCAAACUCAAUUGAGUCCGCGUGCUCGUUCGCUCAACAAGUGACUCUUCAAGUGGAAUCGCGAUAAUUGAGUGUGGGACGGGGCGUUUCGGUAGUGGAGAAUCGUUUAUCUGUUUCAGGGUCAGACAUGACCGAAGACUCGUCAGGUUUAAUCUUCCUUACCGAAAAUGGAAACCAGUCUUUCAACGAUACGCCAGUAGUUGUCUGUUGUUGCUGUGCGACAGCAGGUGACCAGUGUCCUACACAUGUCGCUCAAGUGUCAUUUUAUGUGGAUGUCCUUGAGCUAUACUACGUACCGAUACUCAUCCUCGUCGGAUUCGUAGGAAACCUUCUCACAUGCUUGGUACUAAUGACGACACACUUAAAGAUGAGGAGUUCCAGUUACUAUCUUUCAGCUCUGGCGGUAGCAGAUACAGGAUAUUUGCUAAGCCUGCUUGUCGAAUACUACAGCUCACACCACACAACAAAUCCAUAUCAUACUGAAGCGUCCUGUGAAAUGCGGAUCUAUUUUGCAUAUGUGUUCUCUUUCCUGAGCGUCUGGCUGACAGUGGCUUUCACCGUGGAACGGUUCAUAGCAGUCCAGUAUCCUUUGAAAAGGCCUUCAAUAUGUACCAUAUCCAGGGCAAAAAGCAUCACUGCUGCCCUAGUUGUCACAUCUGUGCUGCUCUAUCUCUACGUUUUUUGGGUGGUAGGGGUAGUCAACGGAACUUGUGAUCUCAAGCCCCUCGACACUAAUUUCUACGAAGUAAUCAACUACAUAGAUACUAUUGUCACACUAGUGAUACCAGUUAUCUUAAUCGUUGGUAUGAACAGCAUGAUAUCUAGGACUAUAUUCAGGUUCAGAAAAAUGGUGCAGACGAACACGCUGGAUCCAUGUGAUCGCGUUAGAUUGUGUGAUACGAGCUCGCAGAGCAGCAAUAAAUUCAAAGGCCAGGAAAGAGAAAGUGUUGAACUGAUGACACCAACGAAGAUCACAGUAUUUAAGAAUCACGUCAUGCAGACUUCAAAUUCUCAUAUACAUAUAAAAACGACCUCCAAAUAUGCAAUGUCAGUCAGAAUCCAGCAGAACAUCAACAAGAUGUUACUAGUUGUUAGUUAUACAUUCGUAUUACUGAAUUUGCCCAGUUACGUUAUCCGUCUCUUCUACUUCUUCGACGACAUCCUGGAUAGAACCGUGGACAAACAAAUGAAGCUCUACAUCAACUGCGCCCAAAAAAUCGCCAUGUUGUUGUACUACACGAACUUCAGCAUCAACUUUCUGCUGUACACGAUGUGCGGCGAAACGUUCAGGAUAUGUUUGAAGAAUACUCUUUGUAAUUUGUUCUAUAAGCUCAUAGGUGUUACUAGUCGUAUAUAGAUUUAAAUGUUUUCCUUCGUGACUGAAUAAAGGUAUGUGUCCCA